AUGCACCUGCAAACCCUCCUCCUCUCUCUAACCCUAACUCUCGCCAUCCAAACAACCGCAACACCAAUCCCAUUCUCCCUCUUCGCCCACACCACUGCCCUAACAGAAUCCCAAGUCAUCACAAUCGCCCCAACAUCUAAAUCCUGCUCCGACGCCCCAGCAGAAGGUGAAUGCGCCACAGCAAAGCAAGCCGCAAAGUACACCUCCCAAGCUUUCGACACCUAUAAAGUAACCUCGAAAGCCGAGCAAGCAGCCAUAAUCAGCAUAAUGGCUUUCGAGAGCAGCGAUUUCAAGUAUAACAAGAAUCAUUUCCCGGGUGUUGCCGGACAGGGCACACGCAACAUGCAAUCUCCAUCUUACAACAAGAAAUACGCUUCCUCCCUACCGGAGCUGAAAGACAAGAUUCCUAGCGUCAGCAAUAACCCGGCUGAUCUACUUGAUCUCCUCCGGAAAGAUGCUGCUACGGACUUUGGUUCUGCGGCUUGGUUUCUUACUACGCAGUGCUCGAAGGAGGUGCGGGCUGCGCUUGCUGAUGGAUCUGAGACGGGGUGGCAGCGGUUUAUCUCAGAUUGUGUGGGGACUUCUGUUACUGAUGAGCGGAGGGGGUAUUGGGAAAGAGCUGUUAAGGCUCUUGGAGUUUAG
Penicillium coprophilum is the source of this 642-nucleotide messenger RNA. RefSeq lists its product as uncharacterized. NCBI's taxonomy places the organism in Eukaryota, Fungi, Ascomycota, Eurotiomycetes, Eurotiales, Aspergillaceae. The coding region runs from base 1 to 642 and encodes 213 amino acids. The transcript has 2 exons. The record is from RefSeq and is a predicted model, not a curated record.